UGGCAGUAUUGAAAAUAAAUUGAUUUCUUUUGUUUGUAUUCAAACCCUUCAAAUUUGAAAUACUUCAUUUGGCCAAACAUUUCUGGUUGAAAAUGUUUGGAACAAAGCAUAACGAAUGUGUUGGGUUUGAAUCUAGAUGGAAAGUGAAGAAAGUAAUAUCCGAAAGCAGUUCGCAAACAACAGAGAAUGAAUUUUCAGAUAAAGGUACCAAUACUUUGAUAAAAACCAGUAUGGAGGUUCAAACUGAAGAAGAUGAUUCGACUGAAGUAACUUCAGAAACCGACAUGCAAAAAUUAGCUACUUGGCUGUCUGGGGUGUAUCCUAGAGUCAAAAAGGAAUUGGACGAAGCUAACAACUCCCAUGCUUUCAGAGGUUAUAGGUUACAAGGAGAAUCAAACAAAGCAGAUUGUAAACUUCUGCAAAUAAUCAAUGUUAGCGGUAAAACUGAGAGUGGGGAUAAGGCCAUGCCAAAAAGAGUUUCAACUAUCAGUUGGAAUCAAACUGGCAAAACUAUAGCAGUUGCUUGUAAUUUUCAGCACAGUACAUGGUGUUACCACACUGGCUUUGUAACGCUAUAUACAUUGACUAGAGAAGAAAAAAUUCCUGAUUGUCCCAGAAAAACCUUGAAUACUGAAAGUUGUGUAAUGAGCUUGAAAUUCCAUCCAAUGCAUCCUGCCAUUCUUGCAGCAUCUACAUUUUCAGGGGGUGUGGUUAUUUGGAAUGUUCAAAAUGAAGAUGGGGAAGAAAUCAUAAGUGUCUCAAAUGCACAUGAUGAAGUAAUCACACAAUUAUCAUGGGUGAAUGAUGUAGACUUUGCUAAAAAUUUGCUGAUAGCCACUUCGAGUACUGAUGGACUGUUGAAGUUAUGGAACUUUAAUAUAACCAGUCCAAAUUUACUGUUAAAAGUUAGGUACAGAGUAAAAACUCCGGUAUUGAAUUCGAUACAUAGAAAAAACGAAUCCCCAGAAAAUGUUUCAUCAAAAUCGUUGCGGGGUGUCACUUGUUUUGACUUUUCUAAACAUGUUCAGGAUAUGUUUAUUGUUGCACUGGAAGGUGGACACAUAGUUCAGUGUUCUGUACUGGGGACAACGGAGCUUAAAGGGAGCACGAAAGAGGAACCUCUAUUAGAUCCUGUUUUCAAAUAUUACCUACCACAUGAGGGCGAAGUGACUUCCGUUAGUUUUUCUCCCAAUCGUAGCGAAAUGUUUAUGAGUUGUGGAACAGAUGCUGAAAUCAGAGUUUACCUAAUUGGACAGGAAGAACCUGCUCAAGUAAUAUUCUUGCGACAUCUCAUGAAUGAUUUGACUUUUAUACCACAUGAAGAAAAAUUAGUAGCUGGUUGUGGAAUGAACAGUUUCUUCGAAAUAUUUCAUUUGCAAAGAGGAAGACCAAUUGAGAAUAUUACCAGUGAAAAGAUAAAAAAGACUACUUCAACAAGUAUUGCAAUGAACUGUAGGAGGAACAAUAUAGUUGCUGUGGGAAAUAUAAACGGGGAGUUACAGCUAUGGAAUGUUCCUUGGCGUCUAUUUGCUAUAAAUUAAAAUAAAAGACAGUGACAUUGAGACUGAGGAAAAAUAAUAGACUUUCCUUGAAAAA
Leptinotarsa decemlineata (Colorado potato beetle) is the source of this 1596-nucleotide messenger RNA. Its product is annotated as cytoplasmic dynein 2 intermediate chain 2. Gene Ontology annotation, biological process: cilium movement. The record is from RefSeq and is a predicted model, not a curated record. Gene Ontology annotation, cellular component: axonemal dynein complex. Gene Ontology annotation, molecular function: dynein light chain binding; dynein heavy chain binding. NCBI's taxonomy places the organism in Eukaryota, Metazoa, Arthropoda, Insecta, Coleoptera, Chrysomelidae.